GCACGACCUGAAGAUAUGACUUUGUUAUCUUUCUGGAUCUCAAAUUGCACGUUAUUGUUGUACUAUUUGAAGAAAGAUACUGGACUUGCUAUCGCAACAGUAGAAUAUCAAUUACGAAUUUCAGAACUUCUUCAUGAAAUAUAUGUUCUCUUAAUAAAAGAUGCUCAAAGACGUAUUGAUAAAAUAUUAGAGGCAGCUGUAUUAGAGUUUGAUACAAUUCCGGGAUUGGAUGAUGUGAGAUUCGAGGGUGAAUGGCGUGUUUUCAAACAUUUAAUACGAAGGUCAAAGAGCCCCGUAAAUUAUAAUCCUGCAUUUAUACCAACUUCUACAUCUUUGAAACGAAGUUCAUCAACAAGCAGCAUUUUAUCAUUCCGUGCACCUCAAUCACCAAGACAAAGGAGCGCACCAUCCCCUCGUAAUGUCACUUCUUUAUUAUCUUCCACACUUUUUGUCCUACAAACUUAUGAGAUACAUCCCAUGAUUAUAGAACAAGUUAUGAAUCAAUUGUUCUAUUUCAUAUCAUGUGAACUAUUUAACAAAAUACUAUCCAAGAAGAAAUACUUGUGCCGAUCAAAAGCAAUGCAAAUUCGUCUAAACAUUUCAACUAUUGAAGAUUGGGUUCAUACGAAUAAUUUGUCAUUAUCAUUGAUAACACACUUUCAACCAUUAAUUCAGCUCUUACAGUUAUUAAUGUGUUGGUCGCAAAUGACAGAUUUCCUAAUUUUGAUUCAAACGACAAAAGAACUUAAUCUUAUUAACCCCGCUCAACUUAAGCGGGUCAGUAAAAAUUAUCGGUAUGAGGUUAAUGAGCCAAGGAUAACCGAAGAAUGUCAACAAUACAUCUUACAGUUGGAAGAAGAUACCGAACGACGGAAGAAAAGAUAUUCCACCGAAAGCAUACGGAGCGAUCGAAGUGAUGCUUCUAGUAUCAUUUAUCUCACAGUAUCACCCACAUUACCGCCUUGUGGUACAGGACCAGGUUGGGAAGAUGAUGAAGAUUUGAUGGAGAUGAAAGAUAGUGAAUUAUUAUUACCGUUCGCUAUACCGACCAGCACAGAAAUGUUGGCUAAUUAUGGUGGACAAGAGAAAGAAGAUGAAUUCAUACCUUUGGUACCUGAUGAUUGGAUGGAAAAAUUAGACAUUGGAAUGAGACAUGGUCCAAGCACUGUU
Messenger RNA from Funneliformis mosseae, 1170 nucleotides. NCBI's taxonomy places the organism in Eukaryota, Fungi, Glomeromycota, Glomeromycetes, Glomerales, Glomeraceae. The record is from the annotation of a GenBank genome assembly.